Molecule: messenger RNA, 1566 nt
Organism: Raphanus sativus (radish)
Lineage: Eukaryota; Viridiplantae; Streptophyta; Magnoliopsida; Brassicales; Brassicaceae
Product: dehydrogenase/reductase SDR family member FEY-like
Exons: 7
Coding region: 54-1211 (385 amino acids)
Source: RefSeq, a predicted model, not a curated record
AAUCCUGAUUAAAUAAAUAAAUAAUCGAGUUUAUAAUUAAUUAACAAACGCAAAUGCUGUUUUUGUCUCUCUCUCUCUGUAUGACAGAUCGGAUGAACAGUGAAACUAGGAGGAUGAAGAAGAAGAAGAAGGAAGGAUUGGGGUGGAUGGAGUGGAUCAGAGGAUGGAUUUGCGUGUUCCACGAGUUCCUCUUCCAGAGAUUCAUGUCUUCUCAUUUGCCCAAUCCACUUCCUCUUCCUCCUCUCAAUCACUUAACCUGCAUCGUCACUGGCUCAACCAGCGGCAUUGGUCUUCAAACCGCUAGGCAGCUUGCAGAAGCUGGUGCUCAUGUUGUAAUGGCGGUUAGGAACACAAAAGCAGCUCACGAGCUGAUUCAGCAAUGGCAGAAAGAUUGGUCUGCUAAAGGCCUCCCACUUAACAUCGAGGCGAUGGAACUUGAUCUUCUCUCUUUGGAUUCUGUUGUCAACUUCAGCAAUGAGUGGAACGCUCGUUUAGCUCCUUUGCAUGUUCUCAUCAACAAUGCCGGCAUCUUUGCCAUGGGAGAGGAACAAAAGUUCUCAAAGGAUGGUUAUGAACAGCACAUGCAAGUCAACCAUUUAGCUCCAGCGUUGCUUUCCCUACUCCUUUUGCCCUCUCUUAACCGUGCCUCCCCUAGCCGAAUCAUUAAUGUCAACUCCGUUAUGCACUAUGUGGGUUUUGUUGACCCGGAUGACAUGAAUGUGGUAUCUGGAAGAAGAAAGUUUACAAGUCUUGUAGGAUAUUCGGGCAGCAAGCUUGCACAGGUUAUGUUUAGCAAUGUUCUUUUCAAAAGGCUGCCUCUGGAUUCUCGCAUAAGCGUUGUUUGUUUGUCCCCAGGGAUUGUUCUAACAAAUGUUGCGAGGGACUUGCCGAGCUCUGUUCAAGUUCAAUACGCAUUGAUACCUUAUUUCAUCUUUUCGCCUCAAGAAGGCUGCAGAAGCUCACUUUUCUCAGCGACAGAUGCUCAGAUUCCGGAGCACUGUGAAAAGCUAAAAACCGUUGAUAAGCCCAUUUGUACAUUCAUAUCUCAAGACUGCAAACACACAAAGCCUUCAGAAGAAGCUCAGAGCGUAGAAACAGCAAAUAGAGUGUGGGAAAAGACGGUAGAGCUGAUCGGUCUUCCUCUUGAUGCGUUGGAGAGGCUUAUAGAAGGACAAGCGGUGCAAUGCCGUUAUGGAGCUCAUCAAGAAUAAGUCCUUCUCACAAGUUUAUUACAAUGCGAUAGCUUCUUUACACCUCUCUCUCUCUCUCUCUCUCUCUCUCUCUCUUCUUUUCUUCAUUUUUGUACUUGUUAGAAGCUUCUAGAACUUGACCCCAAAGCUCCACUAUACUACACUAAACACGUUCUAAAGAUGAAGGAUCGGCCUCAGGGAGUAGCUUUCGUAUUGUGCCAACAUAAGAACACAUUUUCUCGUUAAUUUUAAGUCUUCGGUUGUGAUAACAAAGCCUAAACUAGACCUGAGCAUUCGGGGUCCCAAUCGGUUGUGAUAACAAAGUUCGGUUGUGAUAACAAAGUUCUCGAGGUUGGAUGGAUAUUCGAGUAGCAAA